GCUCAACUGCGUUCAUUUUGUUGAAGCAUCCGAUAUGACGACGACCAACAGCGGCACACGGACGGCCUUUGUCACCGGCGCGACGGGCUUCCUCGGGCGGCACCUCGUCGAGUCGCUCCAGAGCAAUGGCUGGCGUAUCGUUGCCAUGCACCGACCGGGCUCCAACGUCAAAGCUCUUUUGGAUCUCGGCGUCCAGUGCGUUGUCGCCGACCUGCAAGACCCUGCUUCGAUCAUUGCAGCAAUGCCCAACGAAGUCGACGCCGUCUUCCACGUCGCUGCCAACACGACGCUGUGGCGUGCCCGGCACGCCGAGCAGUGGCGCGACAACGUCCUCGGCACCAAGGCCAUGUGCGAAGCCGCCGUGACGCAGCAUGCCAAGCGGUUUGUGUUUGUGAGCUCUGUCGCCGCGUACGGCUACCGCGGCGAUACGAUCAACGAAGCGACACCCCAGGAAGGUAGCAUCGCGCCGAUCAACUACUCGCGGUCCAAGGCCGCGGCCGAAGUCGAGGUGCGGGCGGCCAUCGCGAAAGGGCUCGCCGCCGUCAUCAUCAACCCGGCGCAUAUCCUCGGGGCGCAUGACCAGAGCAACUGGGCGCGCAUCUUCAAGAUGGUGGCGCGCAAUGAGCUGACGGGCAUUCCGCCCGGCUCGGGCUCCUUCUGCUACGCGCCAUACGUGGCCGACGCGAUCGUGGCGGCGGCCGAGAAUGGCCAAGUCGGCCACAACUUCCUUCUCAAAGGUCCCGAUGCGUCAUUUCUGGAGCUGAUUCAGGAAGCCGCGAAGCAACUGGGUAAGGUCGAGACGCGUCAGCAGCUCCCAGCGUUUGUGCUGCGUCUCGUGGGCCGCGUGAACGAAGCAUUUGCAUAUUUUACAGGGCGGGAGCCCGACGUUACGUACGAAGGCGCGCUCUUGGUGUGCUUGCACGCGCACAUUGAGACGACCAAAGCGCGAGACGAGCUCGGGUACAAGCAAAUGCCGUUGGCCGAGAGCGUCGCCAGGACCAUUGCGUGGCUGCGUGAGACUAACCAGUGCUAAGGCACGUUGUGUUUUUAUACCGA
Saprolegnia diclina VS20 is the source of this 1056-nucleotide messenger RNA. RefSeq lists its product as hypothetical. NCBI's taxonomy places the organism in Eukaryota, Oomycota, Saprolegniomycetes, Saprolegniales, Saprolegniaceae. The record is from RefSeq and is a predicted model, not a curated record. Bases 35 to 1033 code for a protein of 332 amino acids. The transcript has a single exon.